This is a messenger RNA of Rhizopus microsporus ATCC 52813, 1219 nucleotides long. RefSeq names its product mitochondrial carrier. The transcript has 3 exons. Bases 5 to 991 code for a protein of 328 amino acids. Gene Ontology annotation, biological process: mitochondrial transmembrane transport. The record is from RefSeq and is a predicted model, not a curated record. Lineage: Eukaryota; Fungi; Mucoromycota; Mucoromycetes; Mucorales; Rhizopodaceae.
GGGGAUGUCAAAUAACAGCAAUAAUAAUAAUACAACUAUAGAAAAAUUGAUAUCAGCUUGUGCUGGUGCUUUGAUUACUUCUCUUAUGGUGACACCUAUGGACGUCAUCAAAAUGAGAUUACAGACACAACAACGUACAGUUCCUAAAUAUUGCUGUACUGCCCUGAGUCAAUGUAAUCUGACUCAACCCAUGACUUUAUUAAAGAAAAUACCCUUUAAAAAAACCAAGUUGCAAAUGGCCAAUAUUCAUGAAUGUGCCAUUGCACAACAACAACCUUUGAUAUUUAGAGGAACAUUUGAUGGCAUAUACAAGAUAAUAAAGUAUGAAGGUGUCAAGGCCCUUUGGAAAGGAUUAUCGCCUGCACUUGUCAUGUCAAUACCUGCUAACGUGAUAUACUUUGUUGGAUACGAACAAUUAAAAGAUUCUAUACCUUCCCAAGACUACGCACCAUUGAUAGCUGGAGCGGUUGCACGUACAGUUGCUGUCACCAUGAUAUCACCCAUCGAAUUGUUUCGCACUAGACUUCAAGCGACUGUAGGUGCUCAUGAUUUCAAAAAUAUUUUGGGAGGAAUAAAAGAUAUGGUCGGUCAGGAUGGAUUGAGAGCAUUAUGGAGAGGAUUACCGCCUACAUUAUGGAGAGAUGUACCAUUCUCAGCUAUUUAUUGGAUGGGUUAUGAAACAUGUAAAAAGCAAUUUGAAUCAAGUGUAAAUGAACUUGAAGCAUCAUUUCUGGCAGGCGCUGUUUCUGGCAUGUUUGCUGCGGCAGUAACAACACCUUUUGAUGUAGCCAAGACAAAGAGACAAGUGAAUGCGACAGGACAUGUCAAGGUACCUGAGAUACUUGAACAUGUUUAUAAACAAGAAGGCAUUCGAGGCUUAUUCAGAGGCUUGACUCCCAGAAUAGCUAAAGUGGCUCCAUCUUGUGCGAUUAUGAUCAGUACUUAUGAAAUGGGUAAAGUUUUAUUUUUAUCCCAACAUGAGUCCUUGUAAAUAUAUCUGCUUUUUUUUUGUAAAUUAUUUGAAGUUUAUUUAAUAUAUUUAUAUAUAAUGUUUAUAUAUACACACACACUUUCUUCCUUUACAAUGGCCGUCUUAAUUGCUGCAGUAAGAGUUCUAAUUCAUGUAUUCUUUGCUUAUGUUGAUAUACAUCAUGUUGCAAUUUCCUUAUUUGUUCUACACUUUUGCGUAGUAUUGUGCCUUUGUUCAUCUUGUUUUCUU